Protopterus annectens (West African lungfish) is the source of this 2437-nucleotide messenger RNA. RefSeq names its product forkhead box S1 (gene FOXS1). Gene Ontology annotation, molecular function: RNA polymerase II cis-regulatory region sequence-specific DNA binding; DNA-binding transcription factor activity, RNA polymerase II-specific. NCBI's taxonomy places the organism in Eukaryota, Metazoa, Chordata, Ceratodontiformes, Protopteridae. Gene Ontology annotation, biological process: cell differentiation; regulation of transcription by RNA polymerase II; anatomical structure morphogenesis. The record is from RefSeq and is a predicted model, not a curated record.
AGCUCCAUGCAGGCUGCAGCUAUCUCCUGUCAGUCCAGCAGUAAAUCAGAAACGGUUUCACUUUCAAGCAGCACAGUUCCCCUCUUUGCACUUUUGAGUUUGUUUCAUAGUUUGCAGCUAGGACAACUCUCCCUUCCUGAUCCACUUUCCAUUUCAUUUCCAGUCCUUGCCAGCUGGGCCACUAAAGGUACACUUCCGUGGAAGUAGCGUUUUGCUUCACGGGAACUCUUUCCAAAAUGAUCGGGUUUGCCUGUCCCACUGCCCACACUGACGCGUAAUUGCGUGGAAAUGGACUCCUGCUUCCUGCCAUUUUUGGAAGAAUGGGCGGAGCCGGCCAGACUCCUCCACACCGCAGAUUUUUUAAAGUUAGGAAAUUUUUUGAAGGGCAGGACGCUAAAUGGGAAUCUACCCUCUGAUGCAAGUCGGUGGCAGUUUGAGAGAGAUUUGAGCAGACUUUGAGACCGACCACUUACGGACUACAAUUCAAACAGGCACCACAUCACCGGACCUGUGGACACCAGCGUCUGAAUCGUGCUACACUCCAACGGGUUACCAGCACGCUGGUUAGUCAGAGGGAUACCUUCUAUCAGUUGUUGCAGGGUGAUCUGGUACAGGGACCUCUAAAAGCUGGCAUCGCCAUCAUGCAGCUUGGUUACCCCCUCCCAAGUCAGCCUUUAACGGUGCUGCCUUAUUUGUGUGACCAGCAGGGAGGGUAUAGUCUGCCUAGGCGGUACCACCCCGGACCCGAUCCUUACCAGUCUGGUUUAAAUAAAACAUACAACACCUUUCCGGGUCACUCCCAGGGAAAGGAAAUGGCUAAGCCACCAUACAGCUACAUCGCCCUCAUUACUAUGGCCAUCCAGAGCGCACCGGAGAAAAAGAUCACCCUGAAUGGAAUCUACCAGUUCAUUAUGGAACGAUUCCCCUUCUACAGAGACAAUAAACAAGGGUGGCAGAACAGCAUCCGGCACAACCUGUCCCUCAACGAGUGCUUCGUUAAAGUACCCAGGGAUGACAAAAAACCUGGUAAGGGCAGUUUCUGGACUUUGGACCCCGAUUCCUACAACAUGUUCGAGAAUGGCUCCUUCCUCCGCAGGAGAAAACGCUUCACUAAAAAAGGACUAGUAAGGGGGAGAGGUGCAGAUCCAGACAAAAAAGACAUUUCAGCACCAAAGAAGAUUAAUAACCAGGAUGCUGGGCCUUACCUGUUGGAUGCAAGAGAGAUCAAGACUGAAAAAGGAACGACAUCGGAUGCCAUGCUGACAGCUCCCCCACAGGUACUGGUAGCCUCACGGACUUCUCCAGGUUGUACUAACAUCGCCAAUGGAGAUGGCACAGGCAGUGGCAGGUCAGGGACUGUAGACUGUAACGGGACCACAGAACAAACCCUGGAAGACGGCCAAGGUCCUGAAAAUGAAAUGUAUCGUCCAGACGAGCAGAAGGGUCAUAUUCCUUCAGCUACCGAAGAAGGUCCAAAAUACAUAUCGACAUCUAAGGAGCAGCAGUGCUUGUAUCUUCAAGAUCCGCGGAAACAGAAGCCUCAGCAGUACCCCAAAGCACCCUGCUUUCAGAUGCCUGAUGGACACCAUAUGAACGACGAAGUACAAAAGAUGGAACGUACGCAGGUUCUUGGAGAAAUUCAAGAUCACCCUGAACUGGUCCCUUCCCUUCAUUUUCACCCCAAAGGAGAAAGUAGCAAUCAGCAGCACUUAAUGGACUCUAAACAUUCUAGGGUGACAACAGAACAGCUUGAUCAUAUUAGAGGUCCAGAGCAGAAGCGACAGAUACCGUCACCUGAAGGGCAUUCUCCGAACUAUAACCAAGUCCCUUCUAACUACCUACCGUUAAUGCAAGGACGUGCAAAAUUAAAUAUGCCCAACAGCAACCCUUCCUCGCCUGCAUACUCAUCCACACUAGAAACCGACAAUUACCCCAAAGUCUACUGUUCCUUUUUUUGCUUCAUUUGUAGUCAGCCUCAAGAGGCUGCCAACGCAAACUAUCAGUGUCGGGUCCAGGCCUUGAGUUUUUGCGCCAAUGGGAGACCCUACAGUUCCACGAUCGAGCACAUUUUGACAGCUCCAGUGUCAUCCCCCUUGCAACAGAGCCAGGACAGUAUCUUCAGUGGUCAGUCUGGCCAUUACCAGGUGGAACAGAAGCACCCUUGGCCUGGGACUCCUACCCACCAGCAAGUGGGCAACAGUUAUCAGGUGGGAUUCGCUCAACACAUAUAUCGAACACCAGAAACAUUUUUAUACGACAACAAAUAUUGAUGUACUUUAAUCCGUACAGAUGCAUACCUAUGCAAUAUUUUCUUUCAGUUUUGCCGCACUGACUGUGUUUUUAUUGGAACGCUUUUUUGUAUGAUUAUGAAAAGGUUUCAUUAUAUAUGACGCUCUGGAAGACACAGACUGACUCUUGAUAAUAUUUACACUGGUAG